This is a messenger RNA of Heterobilharzia americana, 726 nucleotides long. NCBI's taxonomy places the organism in Eukaryota, Metazoa, Platyhelminthes, Trematoda, Strigeidida, Schistosomatidae. The record is from the annotation of a GenBank genome assembly.
GAAAAUUUACUUUGUCUUCCUUUCCUACUAAUACUGUUCUUAUAGGAACGAAUCAUUACUUUUAGUAUUCAAUAGCAAGAGUCUUUAAACACUUUUCUUGCAGGUACUCUGUAAUCCAAAUAAAUUCCCCGGAAAUUUAUUGUUUUCGACAGUUGUCAAACAAGUCGGAUUUACUAAAUUCUUCCAAAUUAGAGAAGUUUAGUUUAAAGCUUAAAGCUCAUUGGCUUAGGGAUACGGGUUUGAACCCUGCUCCAUCUACCAAGGUUUGGACAACCAGGUGGUAUCAUUAGCCCUCACACAAUAGGUGUGGCUUAUUCCAUGGUGCGUUGAUGUGCACAAGGUUGAUGAGUGCAUUUCAAAUUUCCAAAUUAUUCAACCUGUUUAAAUCUGUCUAUUUCUAGCCAAAUGCCUAUUGGAGAUAAGCAGCAACCUGAGAAGCAUAAAAAAGAGUCGAUUAUCGAUUUAAAUAAAUAUAUCGAUAAACGAAUUCGUGUUAAAUUUUCCGGGGGACGAGAAGCUGUUGGAAUUCUAAAAGGAUGUGAUAACUUACAGAAUAUGGUGAUUGACUGUACAACUGAAUUCCUUCGUGAUCCAGAUGAUCCCAAUCGUCUAACUGAAGAUACCAGAGAAUUGGGUCUGGUAGUUUGUAGAGGUCCAUCAGUUGAAUUGGUUUGUCCUGCAGACGGAAUGGAAUCUAUACCAAACCCAUUUGUUCAACAAGAGUAA